Messenger RNA from Suillus plorans, 684 nucleotides. RefSeq lists its product as uncharacterized. NCBI's taxonomy places the organism in Eukaryota, Fungi, Basidiomycota, Agaricomycetes, Boletales, Suillaceae. The transcript has a single exon. The record is from RefSeq and is a predicted model, not a curated record. The annotation marks the transcript as partial.
CAAUCAGCACGACGACUCCCACAUGGAGGGAUCCUAUAUGAACUCGACUCGGCAGAAUCCGCCCAAUGGCUCAACACCCCCGCCCACAGAGGAAAAUUUGCGGUCAACUUCGGCCCCAACGCUACCGUCAAAGACCGAUCCUUCAACAUAUUGGUUGAAAACGUACCCCUCUCCUACAACCCCAGCUCGAUACACUCCAACACAGAAGUCGAAGCAAAAGGAGGACUCAAACAGGGAUCAAUCACCAAAGCAAGAUGGAUUAAACCAAUCAAUCGCCGCAAAGCAGAUCAACGAACAGCACACGUCAUCAUCACCCUCAGAACCAAAGAAAGCGCCAACCAAAUCCUCCGUUUCGGUAUCUCAAUUGAAGGCAAGAAGGUCUAUGGCCGAAAACUCCUCCCGGAGCCAAUGCGCUGCCUCAAAUGCCAAUCUUACGACGUAUCCCACGUUGCAGCAGAAUGCACCCAGGAACACGACACAUGUGGAACAUGUGGGGCAAAACAUCGCACGGCAACAUGCAAAGUAGAUGAUCCUAACUACUAUCAAUGCGCUAACUGUGAUUGUCAGGGCCAUGCCUCAUGGAGUCGAGAAUGUCCCACCUUCGUCAACAAAUGGGAAAACUUCAAGAGCCGCUCCGAAGACGCCAAAUACCGAUACUUCCCAACUGAUGACCCACUCACCUGG